Puccinia graminis f. sp. tritici CRL 75-36-700-3 is the source of this 666-nucleotide messenger RNA. RefSeq lists its product as uncharacterized. NCBI's taxonomy places the organism in Eukaryota, Fungi, Basidiomycota, Pucciniomycetes, Pucciniales, Pucciniaceae. The coding region runs from base 1 to 666 and encodes 221 amino acids. The record is from RefSeq and is a predicted model, not a curated record. The transcript has a single exon.
AUGGGAAGGUUCACAACCCCUGAUAAAAACUACCAACAUCACAAGCUAACCAUCACUCAGCAAAGCCAUGAGUUGAUCAAAGACAUUGCCACCUCCGACAUGAUGUACGACACUCGUCUUACUCACCAUCCAAAAAUUACGCAACUUUUCCAUGGCACUCGAAAGUCUUCUAUGGCAUCUUUCUAUCAGCACAGUAUCCAACCCAUUGCUUGUCGCAACGAAUUCUCCAAGGCUCCCACAUUCUACACUACCAAUGACCCACAACAAGCGUUUGAGCUCCCACUCCACAACCACCCAGGACUCCCACCUGACAGCCUGAUUGCUAUCUUUCAAUUCAACAUCCCAACCGCAGUCCUCCACGGGGAUCUCCCACCCUCAGAAGGUGAACACCCAUUUGAUGUGAAGCAAUACUUACCAAGCGACGACUUAGCAAGCUGGAGAACCUUUUGUGAUCAAAACAUGUCAAGAGAUCAUUGUGGCUUUAAUCAUGCCUAUGAUAUUGUUAUCGGUCCACUCUGCAUACCUUCCUCAGCACCUCUACAACCGUUUCAGAUCAAAACGACUCCAGUACCAACCACCCAAAUCGCAUUCUGCACCAAGAGGGCUGGUAGAUGGCUUGAACAAUAUGUUCAAAGGGUUUUUGUAGAGGAUGGUGGUGAGGAAUGA